ACAUGCACGCACGCAUGGAACGCACGGACUCAGACUCCGACCUAUACACCGCGAUCCAUCGCUCGGGUUCUCCGCUGCCUUCACAUGCAUCCCCCGCCGACACCGCGCAGCGUCGGCUGCGCCAAGAUGAGCGGUCGUCCCGGUGCCAUCUGAACCCCCUCUACGCCUGACUGACCCGGAACCGGAGAGAGAGAGAGCGAGAGAGAGAAAGAGAGAGAGAGAGAGAGAGAGAGAGAGACACACACAUACACAGAACGAGAGAGAGAGAUAGAGAGAGAGAGAGACACACACACACACGCACACACACACACACAGAAAGAGAGCUAGAGAGAGAGAGAGAGAGAGAAACCAUCUUCUCUCACAACCCAUCUUCCGUUUCGUUUUGGAAGAGACCGCAGCGCAAGUCGUUUCUUUCGGCAUCUUUUCUCUUUUUUUCACCCUCCUUCUCCUCCUCCUCCUCCUCCUCCUCCCGUUCUUACUGCAUCCCCCCAUCCGUUAUUGUCGGUCUCCCGGUUGAAAGGAGAACGCGGAGAGCUCGGUCGUGAUUUUUUUGUGGAAAUACAUUUUGGCAUUCAUCUUUCUUUCCUUUUAUUUCCUGCUGAGUGUUGGUAGCGCGCAGUUGGUGCGCGCUUCUGCAAAUUCCGGUGAAUGGUGGAUUUGGCAAACAUGGAGACCGUGGAGAAGGAAUGCGGGGCCCUCGGGGGUCUAUUCCAGGCGAUCGUCAACGACAUGAAGUGCUCCUAUCCUGUGUGGGAGGACUUCACUGCCAAGGCCACCAAGCUGCAUUCCCAGCUCCGAACCACUGUUCUGGCUGCUGUGGCCUUUCUGGAUGCCUUUCAGAAGGUGGCAGACAUGGCUACCAACACCAGAGGGGCCACCAGAGACAUCGGUUCAGCUCUGACCAGGAUGUGCAUGAGGCAUCGCAGCAUUGAGGCCAAACUUCGCCAGUUCACCAAUGCCCUGAUGGAGAGUCUGAUCACUCCUCUCCAGGACAAGAUUGAGGACUGGAAGAAGACCGCCAACCAGCUGGAUAAGGAUCAUGCCAAAGAGUACAAGAGGUCCCGCCACGAGAUCAAGAAGAAGUCCUCUGACACCAUGAAACUACAGAAGAAGGCUCGCAAAGAGAUCCAGGGGCGAGUGGACCUGCAGCCCCAGCUGGACAGCGCCAUGCAGGAUGUGACGGACCUGUGUCUGCUGAUGGAGGAGACGGAGAAGCAGGCGGUGCGCCGGGCCCUCGUGGAGGAGAGGGGUCGCUUCUGCACCGUCAUCGGCUUCCUGCAGCCCGUUGUGAAAGGAGAGAUCGCCAUGCUGGGAGAGAUCACCCACCUCCAGGCCAUCAUUGAUGACCUCACUGUGCUGACGACCGAUCCUCACAAACUGCCCCCAGCUAGUGAACAGGUGAUUAAGGAUCUGAAGGGGUCCGAUUACAGCUGGUCCUAUCAGACGCCUCCUUCGUCCCCGAGCAGCUCCGGCUCCCGCAAGAGCAGCAUGUGCAGCAGUGUCAACAGCGCCCACAGUAGCGCCUCCCGUUCAUCAGGGGGAGGCGGCGGCAUCGGUGUUGGUGUAGGUGGUGGAGGCUCGGGGCCCCACUCACCCACCUCAUCCUCCUCCUCCUCCUCCUAUCGCUACCGCAGCAGCCUGCCGCACCAGCCUCUGCCACCGGGGGGCAUCGCCGCCCACCGCCUCAGCAGCGUCUCCUCCCACGAUUCGGGCUUUGUGUCCCAGGAUGCGAACAUCUACUCCAAGCCGCCCUCGCCCAUGCCCUCGGACAUCACUAGCCAGAAGUCAUCCAGCUCGGCAUCGUCAGAGGCCUCAGAAACUUGCCAGUCAGUCAGUGAAUGCAGCUCCCCCACCACCGAUUGGUCCAAAGCAGGUCAGUACGAGCAGCCGGUGGCCGCGGCGGCCGUCCAGAGGAGGAAGGAACCGCUCGAUAGGCUGAGGGAGAACGAGAUGUCGCCGAGCUCCCAGGGAUAUGCCGGGCCGUCGCACCCCGAUGACGCGCAGAGACACAGGAUGACCCCGGCUAACAUCGCUGCCAAGCACGGAGAGGAGGUGUCUCCAGCCGCCAGUGACCUGGCCAUGGUGCUGACCAGAGGACUGAGUAUGGAGCAGCAGAAGAGCAACAGAGACUCCCUGCAGUACUCCAGUGGCUACAGCACAGAGACCACAACCCCCUCCUGCUCUGAGGACACCAUUCCUUCGCAAGGUUCAGAUUAUGACUGCUACUCAGUGAACGGUGAUGCUGAAGGACCAGAUGGACAGACAGAGUUUGACAAGUCCUCCACCAUUCCUCGACACUCUAACAUCGCCCAGAACUACCGCCGCAUGAUCCAGACCAAGAGGCCGGCGAGCACAGCCGGCCUACCCAGCGGGGUUCUUGGUCCUGGGGGUCAUGGGAUACCAGGACAACCCGGCGGACCUGGCGGAGGUGGAGCAGGUACUCCAGGCACCGCCACCAUCCGCCGAACCCCAUCUACCAAACCGGGCGUGAGGCGCACGCUGUCCAGUGCGGGGCCUAUCCCCAUCCGACCACCCAUCGUGCCCGUCAAGACACCCACAGUUCCCGGAGACUCGCAUUCACUUGGCGCAGCUGGUGGGGGGUACGCAGGUGGGGGGCACUCGGGUGGCGUGCCUGUGCGCGUGGGCAGUGAGGAGUGCGUGUUCUUCACCGGAGUCGAUGACGGGCAGGGAGCUCUCGAUUAUGUGAAGGCCUCACCGAAGCGCCUCAGCCUGCCGAACACCGCCUGGGGGUCGGGGGCGGCGCUGGAGGUCUACGCCCAGCAGCACGGAGGCCUUGCGAUGGGAGCGGGCUCGGCGGCCGGAUCAGAGGAGGAUCAGAUGAUCGCGGCCAAUCGCCACAGCCUAGUGGAGAAGAUCGGCGAGUUGGUAGCCAGCGCCCACGCCCUCGGAGAGGGGCAGUUUCCUUUCCCCGCCCUCCCCGAUGACCCGGCCCUGCCGCCAACCGGCCCCACCAACGCUUUGUCAGGGACGGAGGGGGCGAAAGGUUCCGGUGACAUGUUGACCACCAUCAGGAGAGGAGUCCGCCUCCGCAAGACCGUCUCCAAUGACCGCUCGGCGCCGCGCAUUUUGUGAUUGGAGGAGAAGCAACGAGAGGAUGAUACUUGUCAGCCAAUAGGGAGUCAGGUGUUGGUGUGGUGCAACCCAACCGCCUAGUACAUACACAGACACUUAACUACGUAGGGAAAGCUAUAAUAUAACAGAAGAUGAAUGAAAACAAACACAAAAAAUAAGUUUAAAGACACCAUUAGAGUAAAUGAUAUAUAAUAUAAUGAUAAUAUUAACAUUAAUAAUGUUAACUCAUGCUGACAAUUACAAGUGAAAUACUGAAUAUUGACAGGCUCCUAGCAGGCCACUAUAACUAGUGUGUGUUGGAUGCAUGUUUGUCUUCUCUACACCUUGACCCAGGGACGAAAAGACUCGCAGGAAAAACAGAUAUGAUUAAAAAAAGGAAAAAAGGCAAAAGAAAGAGAGAAAGACUGGGUUUCCGUUUGUCGACUUACACCUUACCCCAUCCUCUUCUCCAACUAACCCGGCUGUCUAAUCCCAGAUGAAAGACUGAAGGAGGGCCCUGUGGGGGGCGAGAGAGAGAGGGGGGUCAGAGUGCCGUGUGACCAGCUGGAUUAGAACCCUGGCUGUCUCAGCAGCAACAUACUGUACUUAUUAGUCCACUGAACUGACGCUUUGGUAUUAGCACGGGGAGCUAACAAGCCAGAGGGCUCCUCUGGUUCAGUCUAAUGUAAAAAAAAAGAGAAAAAUACUGUUGGCAUUGAACCGUGCUAGUGCCCCCUUCCCCUCUGUGUGUGUGCGUGUGUGUGUGUGUGUGUACUGUGUGCGGAGAUUCAUGUGU
This is a messenger RNA of Cyclopterus lumpus (lumpfish), 3868 nucleotides long. It is a transcript of the gene mtss2b, whose product is annotated as MTSS I-BAR domain containing 2b. NCBI's taxonomy places the organism in Eukaryota, Metazoa, Chordata, Actinopteri, Perciformes, Cyclopteridae. Gene Ontology annotation, cellular component: actin cytoskeleton; cytoplasmic side of plasma membrane. The transcript is spliced from 15 exons. The coding region runs from base 649 to 3093 and encodes 814 amino acids. Gene Ontology annotation, molecular function: actin binding; phospholipid binding. Gene Ontology annotation, biological process: cell projection assembly; plasma membrane organization. The record is from RefSeq and is a predicted model, not a curated record.